Hyphopichia burtonii NRRL Y-1933 is the source of this 850-nucleotide messenger RNA. RefSeq lists its product as uncharacterized. The transcript has a single exon. Bases 60 to 713 code for a protein of 217 amino acids. NCBI's taxonomy places the organism in Eukaryota, Fungi, Ascomycota, Pichiomycetes, Serinales, Debaryomycetaceae. The record is from RefSeq and is a predicted model, not a curated record.
AUCAUCAUUCAAUUGAUUACUUUUAACCAAUAGACUAAUAUACAUCCCCACAACUUAUAAUGAACGCUAUUAACUACGCUGUCUCUGCUGGUAACUCUGCCGUCAACUACGCUGGUGAUGCCUCUUCUGCUAUUGGUGGUGCCCGUUCUGCUGCUGGUUCUGCUGUUGGUGGUGCUCUUGGUUCUGCUACUUCUGGUGCCGGUGCUGCUCUCGGUUCCGCUACUUCUGGUGCCGGUGCUGCUCUUGGUUCUGCUACUUCUGGUGCUGCCGGUGCUCUUGGUUCUGCUACUUCUGGUGCUGCCGGUGCUAGUUCUGCUAUGGGUAGUUUAACUUCUGGUGUUGCUUCCGGUGCUUCUAAUGCUAGAUCUACUGCUACUUCUGGUGCUUUGAUUAACGUUUCUUCUGCUGUUUCUUCUGCCGCAGCCUCUGAAUCUGGUUCUGGUGGUGCUUCUGCCUCUGGUUCCGGUUCUUCCGCUUCGGGAUCUGGUUCUUCUGGUUCUUCUGGCUCCUCAGCCUCUGGCUCCUCAUCUUCUGGAUCUGGUUCCUCAUCUUCUGGUUCCGGUUCCGGUUCCUCUGGAUCUGGUUCCUCCUCCGAUUCAUCUUCUUCCUCCUCCUCCUCCUCAGGUGCUGCUGCCUUGGAAACCGGCUCUUGGAAGAAGGCUAUUGCCGUUGCUGGUGUCAUUGGUGCUUCCUUCAUCUUCAACCUUAUGUAAGGGUGAUGUAAUGCUAUCCUUUAAUGUCCUUUUUCAUUUCUUCACUUCGGCUUGCCUUUUAACUAACAUUUUUCCUUAAUGACCAAAAAAUAAACAAAUUUUUACAUAAAGAUUUUCUUUUGUAUUCAUAGGUUUUU